AUGCCGGACGCCGAGACGCUGUUCCUGCUGCUGGGGGUGUUCGGGCCGCGCAGCCGGCCGGUGCGGAAGGUGCAGCGGAUGCUGUUCUGGCUGCCGCGCUUCCGUCACCUGGACCCGCACCCGCUGCCCCCCGAGCUGCCCCCGGCCGGGCUGGGCACCGCGCGCCUGGCGCUGCGCCGCAUCGCCAGCGACCCCGCGGCCACCGUCACCGUCAUCCAGCGGCCGGUGCCGGACACGGGGGAGGAUGAAGGCUCUGUCCAGCCCUUCAUCGUCAGCUCGCAGAGCCCCGAGCAGCGGGAGCUCCUGGCCCAGCACGACCCUUCCCGGCCGGUGUUCGUGGAGGGGCCGUUCCCGCUCUGGCUCCGCGGGACCCCCCUCAAAUACUUCGUGUUACGGGGGGACCCCCUGCCCCCGGAGCUCAGGAACCCCCCUCCGGACCCCGAGCGCAGUUUUUACUUCCCCCUGCGCCUGGAGCUGGAGCUGGAGCGCGGCCCCUGGGACGACGACGAGUUCCACGUGGAGCCAGUGGAGGAGGGGCCGGUGUUGGGGCUGUGCGUGGCGGGGGCCGGCGACAGGCGCACCUUGGCCAGGUGGAUCUCGGCGCUGCAGGAGCUCAACCCCGUCCUGGGGCGCGCCCCCGUCGUCUUCCGCCUCGCCCCGAACGGGGACCCCCACCCCGACCCCCACCCCGACCCCUCCCCAGACCCCCAGACCCCCCGGCUGGGCACGGGGAACCCCCCGGGGGCGGCGCUGGAGCCCCCCGAGGGGCGGGAGGGGGGGGGAGACCCCCCGAAAAGGCGCCGUCGGAACGUGAACUGCCUGCGGCACGCGGUGAUCUGGUACGAGGACCACCGGCAGCGCUGCCCGUACGAGCCGCGGCUGGCGGAGCUGGACCCGUCGGUGGGGCUCUACACCACGGCCGUGUGGCAGUGCGAGCGCGGCCACCGCUACUUCCAGGACCUGCACUCGCCCCUGCGGCCACCCAGUUCGGGGGUCCCUCAGUUGCGGUACCCUCACAUUUCCCCCCCGGGGGUUCAGGGCAGGGCCGGGACCCCCAUUGGGGACCCCCAAAAAAACCCCCCCAAACCCCCGCGGGAACUCCCGGCAGCGCGCAUGCGCGCGGCGUGCACGCCUCUGACGUCACCCCCGCUCGCCGCUGACGUCACCCGAGCGCGCCGCGCCAUGAGCGCGGCCGAGCGCGGCCCCGGGGGUCCCGGGGGUCCCGACCCCGGCGGGGGCCGCAAAGCGCGGGGCCGGCCCCGCCUGACCGAGACGGACCGGGCCCGGCGGCGCCUGGAGUCGCGCAAGAAGUACGACGUGCGGCGGGUGUACCUGGGAGAGGCGCACGGGCCCUGGGUGGAGCUGCGGCGCCGCAGCGGAUGGAGCGACGCCAAGCUGGCGGCCUACCUGCUGGGGCUGGAGCGCGGGCAGCGCACCGGGCGGCGCGGGUGA
This is a messenger RNA of Pseudopodoces humilis (Tibetan ground-tit), 1452 nucleotides long. Lineage: Eukaryota; Metazoa; Chordata; Aves; Passeriformes; Paridae. The record is from RefSeq and is a predicted model, not a curated record.